GUGUAUACAACUGUUUGAUGUGUGUAUUACUAAUAAACUUAACUUAUCAUCUUCUCCUUUCUUUCUUACACUUCUCUAAUACAGCACCAAAACUUCAUGAGGAUCAAAGCAGAAAUAUCCAUGAUCCCUACUGGGAUUAGUCUUAGUUUCAUGUUUCUCCUUUUCACCACCGCAAGUGCUCAACCACCGAUUUACAUGUACAAUUUUUGUGAGAACUCAACUCUUAGCUCCUCAUACAAAGACAACGUUGAAACCCUUCUCUCAUGGCUAACCACAGACUCAUUCAAAAGCAACGGAUACAACUUCACCACUGUAAAUAGCAACAACAACAACAAUGAUGAUGAUGUUUAUGGAUUGUACAGCUGCAGAUACGACAUCACAGGGUAUUUUUGCCAGUUCUGCAUCACCACUGCUGCCACUGAACUCUCUCGGAGGUGUCCCAACGCUGUAAGAGCUAUCAUAUGGUAUGAUGUAUGCAUCAUCCGUUACUCAAACCAAAGUUUCAUUGGCAAUGUUACUUUAACCCCAACAUGGAAUAUUACAGGACCCAGAAUAAUCAAGCAUUCAUCAGAAUCUAGGAAAGCUGAGGACUCUGUGCAGAGUUUGAUUUGGAAAGCAACCGUAGAGACGAAGAAGUUUUGGGCAGUGGAUGAGUUUGAUUGGGUUGACAAUGAGAAAAGAUAUGGGUGGGUACAGUGUGACAGAGGUAUUAAAAAUGAUCAGUGUGGUGAGUGCUUGCAUGCAUUGUUAGACAUAUUUCCAGAGUGUUGUUCAACACAUGCACAGUGGGCAGUUUUUGGUCCAAGUUGUGGCAUUAGGAUGGAUGAUGAGAAGUUUUACCAGACUUCAGGUGCGAUGGAGGUUCAACUCUACUAUGCUUCGGUGUCUACUGCUUCUGGUACAGGAAAAGAGUCAGAAGAGUUCAUCUUUUAUACCGUAUCAGGCGAUGGAGGUUCUAGUAAGUCAAGAAAGUUUAUCAUUUCCUUUAGUGUUUUGGGGUCUGUAGCUCUACUAUGCUUCGGUGUCUACUGCUUCUGGUACAGGAAAAGAGUCAGAAGAGGUAAUUUGCUGCAGUAAGUAAACACUUGCUUGAUUUUUUAAAAAAGAUUGCUUUCAGGUCCUCAAAUAUGGAUUCAAAAACUUGUCAUUGUAGAUAAGAUGAUGUUUGAUGAGGAAACGUUGCAUGGCGACCUUCCUACAAUCCCGUUAAUCGCAGUUCUACAUAGUACUAAUAACUUUUCAGAAGAAUCUAAAUUAGGGGAAGGUGGAUUUGGUCCUGUUUACAAGGGAAUUCUACCAGAUGGAAGACAAAUUGCAGUGAAAAGGCUCUCGAAAUUUUCUGGUCAGGGCACACAGGAGUUCAAGAAUGAAGUAAUGUUUAUAGCUAAAUUGCAACAUCGUAACCUCGUCAGACUUUUGGGAUGCUGCUUAGAGGAAAAGGAGAAUAUACUUGUAUAUGAGUAUAUGUGUAAUGCAAGCCUUGACUCUCACCUCUUUGGUGGCGAUGAGAAGAGAAAUCAACUUGAUUGGAAACUAAGAUUCAGCAUUAUCAAUGGAAUAGCAAAAGGUAUUUUAUAUCUUCAUGAGGACUCUCGACUCAAAGUAAUUCAUAGAGAUCUCAAAGCUAGCAAUGUUCUAUUAGACCAUGAGAUGAAUCCCAAGAUAUCAGAUUUUGGAUUGGCCAGGGCAUUUGAAAUAGGACAGAACCAAGCAAAUACAAAACGAGUAGUGGGCACCUAUGGAUACAUGGCUCCAGAGUAUGCUAUGGAAGGAUUAUUUUCCGUGAAAACGGAUGUUUUCAGCUUUGGAGUUAUUGUCCUAGAAAUCAUUUGUGGAAGAAAGAACAGUGGAUUCCAUCGAUCAGAACAUGGUCAAAGUCUUCUUUUAUAUGCUUGGAACAUAUGGUGUGAAGGAAGAUGUUUGGAAUUGAUUGAUCAAGCAUUGAUAAAAUCCUUCGUAGCCAGUGAGGUUGUGAAGUGCAUACACGUUGGUUUGCUUUGUGUUCAACAAGAUGCAGCAGAUAGGCCAACCAUGUCCACGGUUGUUCUAAUGCUAGGAAGUGACACAAUGACCCUUCCAAACCUAAUCCACCCUGCAUUUCUCCGUUGGAAGAUUGACCUCUAUGAAAGAUAAACUUCAAGAAUUCCAAGAAUCUUUCUAUGUAAGGAUCUACAUCUCUCAAAGUUUUGGGAAGCAAGAUAGGAAUGUUUCGUUGUUUCGGAGUACGUAUUCAUUGAAUUUUAGACUCAUAGCACUAUCCAGCGUGGUAUGUUUCUUUCUUCUUAUCUUGAUG
Messenger RNA from Vigna umbellata (rice bean), 2293 nucleotides. NCBI's taxonomy places the organism in Eukaryota, Viridiplantae, Streptophyta, Magnoliopsida, Fabales, Fabaceae. The record is from RefSeq and is a predicted model, not a curated record.